Messenger RNA from Yarrowia lipolytica CLIB122, 4017 nucleotides. RefSeq lists its product as uncharacterized. Gene Ontology annotation, cellular component: nucleus; zeta DNA polymerase complex. The record is from RefSeq and is a predicted model, not a curated record. Gene Ontology annotation, biological process: error-prone translesion synthesis; double-strand break repair via homologous recombination. Gene Ontology annotation, molecular function: DNA-directed DNA polymerase activity; DNA binding; nucleotide binding. NCBI's taxonomy places the organism in Eukaryota, Fungi, Ascomycota, Dipodascomycetes, Dipodascales.
AUGUCGGGACUGCGCAUCCAGAUAAAUUACAUCGACUAUGUAAUGGCUCCUCCGGGGCCGCUGGACUGGUCCAAGGUGCCUGAAACGGUAUCUUGCGAAUGCGACUACAAAGAUCUACACCGGGUUCCAGUGCUGCGGAUAUUUGGAGGCACCUCGGACGGUCUUUCGUCUUGCGCACAUGUGCACAACGUCUUCCAAUACUUUUACAUACCCUACACCGGUCCUUCCUUAAGUCCGGCGGAUUCGGAGCCGUUCAUAGCAGACAUGUAUCGCCGAAUCAACCUGCAACUCCGUUCCAAGAGGACACGUGGCGAGAAGUUACCCGAGGAGUGUAGUUUUCUGGCCAACAUUGUGCUAUGCAAAGCUACACCAUUCUACGGAUACCAUGAGGGAUGGAGAUACUACCUGAAGAUCGUGGUGGUGGACCCUAGUCAUGUUGGAAUGCUGGUGGACAUGUUCAGGAACGGUGUGUUUGGAUGGGACCACUCGCGUGUGUUUGAGAGCCACUUGUCUUACAUUUUGCAAUUCUUUUGCGACUACAAUUUGCAUGGUUGUGGAUGGAUGGAGGCGUCCAGGUACAUGAUGAGAAGGGAAGGUAUGAUCUCCAAGUCGGAGUUUGAGGUUGACUUGCAGGCCGAAUACAUCUUAAACCGACUGGUGAUUUCGACCAACAAGAAGCCAGGGGACAAGGCGUUCCAUUCACUGAAAGAGCUGUGGACGAGCUUACAGAGCAUUAGAGACAAGUUCAGCAAAGGCGAGUACAAGAGUGACUAUGGAGAAAGGACUGUAAAUGACCCGCGGGAGCAGUGGUUUUCAGCCCAGUCCAUGUUCUCGGAGUUGGAGGAGAAGGUGAGCAAGGCAGACUCGGCCCAUUCAUACGUGCAGUUCUGGCCCAAAAGGCCAUACGACAAUCUCGUUCCCACAGCGUUUGAAACGACAAAAUGCAUGUUCAAGGGAGAGGGUGCCUCAGAAGUGGACAGUUUUGUGUUUGAUGUGUCCUUUGACGAUCUUCCUUCCAUGUCCCAGGAAAAGAGAAGCAGUGCAACAAGAAAACACAGUUCCACUCCUCCCCCAUCAACCAGGAAACAAAAGGGACUCAACUUCAAGGUGACCAAACCCAAGUUUGAUGUUCCAAAUACUGCAAAGACGAGUACUGCUGUUGCUACUGCUACUUUAACUACAACAGUCUACACUUUCAAGCCACCUCCAUCGCGUGGACUGUGUAUUACCGAUUUAGACGACAACAACAUGGCACAGAAAGUCUACCCAAAGCCGCACUACUCACGUGAUUCAGACGUCCCCACAAAAACAAUGACACACGGAGGCGUCACUUUUCGAAUUCUGGGGUCUUCCGUAAAGUAUCUACCAACGGGAUUCCCCGAAAAGCCCUCAAACUAUGCUCUUAAGGGCGUUGUUGAGCUGGCAAAGUCUCCUCCAUCGCGUGAUGACGUACUCAAGUGGAUAGGAAAGACUACCAACAAUGCUGAUCUGUUUCUGUCCCAGAUAGCGCCUCCUACCCAGAAGCCCAAGUACUCUUUCCCCAGUCAAAACACACUCUCCCAGCGACACGAGUCGGCUGCUUUAACGGUCAUGAGCAUGGAGGUUCAUGUGAACACUCGAAAAGGUCUCAAUCCAGACCCAGAUCUUGACCCAAUCCUGUUCGUUGUCUGGCACAUGUUGGGUGGUCCCAGUGGAGUGAUUAUCAACGCCGAGGAUUGCCCAGACUUCACAAACAUCAUCGAAGCACCUUCCACUGUCGUCAAAACAGAGUGUGAAAUGAUCACUCAUCUUCAGAAAAUGGUGGAGAACUUUGAUCCUGACAUUCUGACUGGCUUUGAAGUCCAAGCUUCUUCCUGGGGCUAUGUUCAAGACCGUUGCAAGACCAUGUUGUACCCAUGUGAAUUUGGAAGGGUUCAGCAUCAUAAGAUGAGCUCGAAAAUUGACACUUGGGGCGCACGAAAGGCUUCUGGAGUCAAAGUAGUUGGCCGUCAUGUGCUCAACUUGUGGCGUAUGAUUCGUGGGGAGGUUUCUUUGUUGAAAUACACGCUUGAGAAUGUCGUCUUCCACGUUCUACACGAACGCAUUCCCUUCUACACACACGAUACGCUCACAGAAAUGUGUGUGGGCAGUCUGUCUGACCGGAAAUUACUUGUGGAGUACAAAUGCACGCGGUCCAAUUACAAUCUGCAGCUCUUGAGCACUCUGGAGAUUGUUUCACGAACAGCUGAGCAGGCUCGAGUGGUGGGAAUCGACUUUUCGUCCGUCUACACCCGCGGCAGUCAGUACAAAGUCGAGUCGUUUCUUGCUCGCCUGACAAAAAGUGAGAACUUCAUGCUGGCAAGCCCCAGUAGAGAACAGGUUGGUCAGCAGAAUGCCCUGGAGUGCAUUGCUUUGGUAAUGGAGCCCGAAUCUCGACUUUAUACGAGCCCCGUUCUUGUUCUGGACUUUCAGUCUCUUUAUCCUUCCGUCAUCUUAGCCCACAAUUACUGCUACUCCACCUGUUUGGGCAAAUGGACUGAUUUUGAAAAGGACGGAAACACUUUGGGAACGGAGAAACUGUUCUACAAGCCGUCUUUGGUAAAACGGUUGCUGACUAAAGACGAUGUGACCAUCUCUCCAAAUGGCCUGGUGUUUGUGAAACCCCAUAUUCGAGUUUCUCUGUUAGCUCGAAUGCUGGGUGAGAUUCUGGAGACCAGAUUCAUGGUCAAGGAUACUGCCAAGCUCGAUAGAGACAAUGUGUCGUUCCAGAGACUCAACCAUAACCGACAGCUUGCUCUGAAGCUCGUGGCCAACGUCACAUAUGGAUACACUUCUGCCUCCUUCUCUGGACGUAUGCCCUGUGCCGAAAUCGCUGACGCAAUAGUUCAAAGUGGACGUGAGACGCUCGAAAAGUGCAUUGACGUGAUCCAUGGAUCGGACAAAUGGGCAGCCAAGGUCGUCUACGGCGAUACAGACUCGUUGUUUGUAUGUCUACCUGGUCGUACCAAGGAUGAAGCAUUCAAGAUUGGUACUGAGAUCGCUGAUACCAUAACAUCUGCCAAUCCAGCACCCAUGAAAUUGCAGUUUGAAAAGGUCUAUCUUCCUUGCAUGCUCAUAUCCAAGAAGCGAUACGUGGGCUACAAGUGGGAGUACUCGAAGCAGAUGUAUCCCAUUUUCGACGCCAAGGGAAUCGAAACUGUGCGACGAGACGGCACCCCUGCUGCCCAGAAGAUUGAGGAGAAGGCUCUUCGUAUCUUGUUUGACACUGCUGAUUUAUCUCUGGUCAAAUCGUACCUCUACGAGCAGUGGACGAAGAUUCUAACUGGUAAGGUCUCGAUUCAGGACUUUUGUUUUGCCAAGGAAGUCAAGUUAGGCCAGUACAAGGAAGGGGGAGUGUUGCCCGCGGGUGCGAAGAUCUCGGCUGAGAAAAUGGCAGUCGACAUGCGCUUUGAACCCCAGUACAAGGAACGUAUCCCAUAUGUGGUUGUUGCUGGUCCUCCCAAAAGUCGGCUGAUUGACCGAUGUGUUUCUCCUGAAGAACUAGUCAGGAACGCCAACUCUCUCAUUCUCGACGCCGACUACUACAUUCACAAGACUCUGAUUCCCCCUCUGGAUCGGUUCUUUAACUGUGUGGGUGCUUCUGUUCUCAAGUGGUACGAGGAGAUGCCCAAGAAGCGGCGGUACGAGUUUUACCAGACUGUUUCUCGAGCAAAGACCAACCAAACCACGCUCAAGUCGUACGCUGUGUCCAACUCGUGCAUCGUCUGCAAGACUGCCCAGACGUCUGGCUUGUCUAAACUUUGCGCCACGUGCGAGAGUGAUCCUGGUCAUGCAACAUUCGUGCUUAACUCCGAUCUGAGGUACAGGGAGAAGCGGCUGGAUGAGCUCAACACAAUCUGCGCGCAGUGCUCAGGCGACUUUGAGACUAGGUGCGAGUCUCAGGACUGUCCUAUUUACUACUCACGGGUCAAGGCAGUGAGUAAGGCGGAAGAUGCAAGUGAGAGGCUAGUGGAGUGGACUGAGGGGCUGGAGUGGUGA